Molecule: messenger RNA, 4057 nt
Organism: Lates calcarifer (barramundi perch)
Lineage: Eukaryota; Metazoa; Chordata; Actinopteri; Centropomidae
Gene: b4gat1
Product: beta-1,4-glucuronyltransferase 1
Exons: 2
Coding region: 892-2187 (431 amino acids)
Molecular function (GO): glucuronosyltransferase activity
Source: RefSeq, a predicted model, not a curated record
AUUUAGCCCAGUUUCUCGUGUUAAGGUGUUUUAGGGCCUCAAAUUUACAUAGAUAAAUAACUAUCUUCCUCAUAACAUCAGUGGUCAUAUUUAUCUGUAUAAAGAGGCCAGUCACGUGUGAAUAUGGUAUUCAUCCAGUAAAACAAGUAAAUAAGAUACAGUUAGCGAGUAUCCAGAUUAAUUGAGCAAAUAUGAGAGACUGGGGGAAGCAUGAUAUACCAUGAAUCUAAAAAACAAAAUACUUUUCGACGAGGAUGGGAUUCGAACCCACGCGUGCAGAGCACAAUGGAUUAGCAGUCCAUCGCCUUAACCACUCGGCCACCUCGUCUUAUGGACUGCAAUAUGCGAACAACUUCAUUUUUAUGGAGGAUAUAUCAGUGAAAUAUCGGUGUUGUCUUAUUUACCUGUAAGACCCUCGUUCUUACGUAAACUAACAAAGUAGCGGAAAUAGCCGUUUAUUUACACUUCAGUUAGUUCAGCUAACAGUUAGCCACCUAGCAUUCCUCCUGGACCCUAUUCACCGGCGCCUUCACUCCAGACAUUACGGUUAUUACACAUCGACAUGCGCCGCUGUCGCAGCAGCAGCGCAGAAUGGUAACAACGGAGAUGUGUUUUGAUGGAGAUCAGACAAACUGGGUCUGUUUCGUCCCUUUUUUCGCGUCGUCGACAGCCGUAUGAAAAUCUGGGGCAGCGUCGCCACUAAACAGCCACUAUGCCGUCAAGUAUUCGUUACAUUUCCAGUCCAACGGGCUGUGGUGUUAGCAUUGUGGUAGCAAUGUAGGUAACGUUAGCUGGGACGCUUGGGACGGAAAUAGCCAGCCCUCAAAGGAAAACAGCAGCCUGCUCCGGUGUUUGUGUACAGUAAUCGGGCCAGUUCGCAGUUUCUCUGGCAUGCAUCUCUCCAAGAAAUGUUCCGCCUUCAAAGUGGUGCUGAGUGCUCUGCUGAUAGUGGCGCUCCUGCAGCUCAUAUACCUGUCCUUUUUAUCCAAGUUUCACGGUAAGCAGCAGCGGUACCGGUACUCGGAGCUCUUCGGGGGCUCUGGAGCCAAGAAAAAUGCGCACCCCGAGAAGAACACGCGGAAGGAGCGUUUGAGGUACUCGCUGUCUACUGGUGGGAUUUUCGACAACAGUGGGCAGUACCGGGUGUACAAGAACUUGAUCAAAAGUGAUUUCACCACAAACCAGAGACCAGGAUCCGACCCCGGCUCCAACGUGCUGGCUUUGGCCACGCACACAACCAUCAACAACCUGCAUCACCUGGACUCUCUCCUGGAAAGGUGGCAGAACCCUCUCUCUGUGGCCAUAUUCGCGCAUGGGCAAGAUGUCAGGUUUGCCACAGCUCUGGUCUAUGCUCUCAGCUUCUUCUGCCCUCAGAUCCAAGCCCUGGUGGACUUCCACUUGGUCUGCCUCUCAGGUGAGAUGGCCAGUUUCCCAGAGCAGGACCGUGAGCAUUUUGCAGGGCUUGAGGACUGUGCCUCUGUGUUCACCAGACUGGAGACUCACAGGGACAAAUACAAGAACUACGCCAUCAGUGGGAACAUCUCCUACCCCAACAACCUUCUUCGUAACGUUGCCCGAGGUGGCACAGAGUCCUCCUACAUCCUGGUCAUUGACAUCGACAUGAUGCCAAGCGCUGACCUGCACCAGCAGUUCCUGGCCAUGAUCACGAACAAAGAACCGGCGAGCGACGAGGUGUUUGUGUUACCUGCUUUCGAGAUCCGCCAUGCCCGAAAGAUGCCCGCCACCAAGGCAGAGCUGGUCCAGCUCUACCAGGUAGGUGAGGUCCGGCCGUUUUACGAGGAGCUGUGCCCUCGCUGUCAGGCCCCGACCAACUACUCACAGUGGGUCAACAGCCACGUCAGAGGGACAAGCACCCUGGAGGUUGCCUACACGCUCACCUGGGUGGACCCCUGGGAGCCUUUCUACAUCGGGCCCCGAACUGUGCCCCUCUAUGAUGAGAACUUCAAGCAGUAUGGCUUCAAUCGCAUCAGCCAGGCCUGCGAGCUGCAUGUGGCCGGAUACAGGUUCUCGGUGCUGAGCACGGCCUUCUUGGUGCACCGGGGCUUCAAGAUCCAGGGGGAGUUUCAUGCCAGGAAAGACGAGGAGAACAAACACAACCGGGUUCUGUUUCGCAGCUUCAAAGAGGGCCUGAAAACCAAAUACCCAUCCUCCACAAGAAGAUGCUGAAAAAAGACUGCGUAUUCUGCCUGCAUCUGUCUUUAAUGAAAUUCGUUUUCUGCUGAGAUGAUGAACGUGCAACUUUCAUAUUUAAACCAGAUUUAGUUUGGUGGCGUAGUAGGAGUUAAAGCUAAUCCAACUCUUGGGCUUAUUUCAAGUCCUUCUGAAGAUGAGCAGCAGGGAAAUGUUCUCUGGGGAUUACUGAGCGUGUCUGCUAGUUGGGACUGAAAGGAAAAAAACUGGCCAGCGACUCAUGAGAUUACUGUCUUUUGAAACAAAUAUCUAGAUAGUAUUUGAUCAACAUUCAUUUUAAAAAGCACACACUCUAUUUUAAAAACACUUUUGAGUUUGUCUAGAUACAAAAAUAGACACGAAAAUGUGAUUGCAAGCCACAGAGUCUUGACAUAAUCAAAGAAACUGAGGUCCUGAUUUCACUGCAUGUAACAUGAAGUACGAGGUUCCACAUUUCAUGACAGCUGAUCAAAGAUUGUUCCUUUCUUUGGGGCAGAAAAAGGGUCUUUCUGUCGCCAAGACAGAACUGAGACAUGACUUGCUGUGAGGAAACAGGUUCACCAUCUCAGAUUUUGUAAUAAUAGCGUGAAACAAAAUGGGGAUUAAGAUAAAAGAUACAAAGUCUUUCAGAAAUGUACAAUUUUUCAGUCUAAUGACAAAUCAAGUGCGACUCUUUUGUGAAUUUUGUGCCAAUCAGUGAUGUGCUCCAGCCACCAGAUGGCAACAGGCACUCGAGUGUAAAGCGCUUGGUUGCUGUAUAUAUUUUAGCCUGAAGUGAGCGUUAGAAACUCUACAGCAGAACAGAACACAGGGAUUACACAACGCCAGUGCUGUUUGGUGCUCAGAGGGAUGUGAAUUCACUCUGUGCCACAGCUGUCAGCACAUUUCAGAAGUUCUCCGUUCCCUGUCAGUGCUUGCUCUUGCCUCGAACUGUCUGAGGUGAUUACUCACACAUCACAAGGACAACAAAGCACAGGGAAACUUUAUAUAGAGACAUUGUACAACACUAGCAUUUUGCCAACACUGUGAAGAGCUGCUGUAGUGUAACACUGAGGAUCUGACUCUGGUAGUCGAUUGGAUCCCCCUGAAGCUUGGGGUUUUUCACGUCUUUGAGUAGAGUGUAUGUGGGUGACUGAGCUACAUGUGGAAAUGUAGCAUGGUUAGAGGAUAUAAAGAUAAAAAAAAUACUGCAUAAUCAAAAUAUAAACCACAAACAAAAGCAGCCUGUGUUGUCCAAAGGACUGCUGUGGAGACACUUAUCUCAACACCACUAGUAAAUAGAAAAUUACAGAUUUUAUGCUUUAUUCUAACCCACUACAAACAGUAUUAAACCAUGACUUCCACUUUCUCAUGUCUGUUUCGUAAAAACACAUAUAAACAGCAUAUACAAAAGAUGAUGUUUGGUUACUUUAAGUGUUAACUUGUUAUGUAAUUGUUGAUUUUGGAGAGUUAUAAAUAUUUUUCCUUCUUCACUCGUAGUGUUGAUGAUAUAUUUAUUGUGAAAAUGUUUUCCUUUAACUGGAAUUGGUCAAAUGAUUUUUUUUUUUUAAAUUGACCCCAAGCAGGAAAAACUGUAGCACGAAAUUGUGUGAUUGUGCAAAAUAUUAUAUUUGGUACGAACAGUUGACAGCUUUUUGUUUUAGAACCACUGUUAUAUCAUUUUAUUAGAUAUUUUUGGAGUGACAUCAAUUUCAACAAACCCUCUGUGAUGAAGUGAAGUGGUGCUUUAUCUUUUUUCUCAUGUGUCUUUUCCUUACUUGAAAAUGCUUUUUUUUUGUAUUUAUUUUUUCAUUUGUGUUUACAACAUGUAAUGCCUGAUUUGUAUUGUUGGAAUUUAUAUUAAACCUACUGGAUGACUUUUAUUCAA